Messenger RNA from Cotesia congregata, 201 nucleotides. The record is from the annotation of a GenBank genome assembly. NCBI's taxonomy places the organism in Eukaryota, Metazoa, Arthropoda, Insecta, Hymenoptera, Braconidae.
AUGUUGAGAUCACACCCAAGCGACACAAAAAUUUUUUUGGCUGAUGUUGCUGAUUGGACAAAAGAGAAUGGCUUGCAAUUGAACCUAUCCAAAACUAAAACUAUUAUGAUACUUGGCUCAAGUUCUAAGCUGAAAAAGUUACAAACAAACGGUAUUAUUCCACAAAUUUUCAUUGACGCGGAUUUGCACUUCCUUACGUAG